Rubroshorea leprosula is the source of this 741-nucleotide messenger RNA. The record is from the annotation of a GenBank genome assembly. Lineage: Eukaryota; Viridiplantae; Streptophyta; Magnoliopsida; Malvales; Dipterocarpaceae.
CGGCAGCUUAUGAUGAUGCGGUGGAAGCGCUGUACCCUAUCAAAGCCAGCUCAGAAGAAUGGCUGGUAAAAUACGCCGAUUUUUCAAACUGUUUCCUGAUGGGCAGCAGCGCCGGAGGUAACAUCGCGUAUCAUGCGGGACUGCGAGCGGCGGAGGUGGUUGAUGAGCUGGGGCCGUUACGAAUCAGAGAGCUGAUACUGCAUCAGCCUUUCUGUGGCGGUGGUGCCCAGAGAAGAGGAUCGGAAUCGAGGAAUCUGAAUGAUCCCGUUUUCCCGCUAAUCAUCAUGGAUAAGAUGUGGGACUUGUCACUGCCAGCCGGGGCUGACCUGGAUCACGAGUAUUGUGAAAAUGAAAAUUGUACAUGCAUUUUAAUACUUGACAAGUAUUGCAAUCCGACGGUGGAGGGUGGGUCAAAGGUUUUGGGAAAGGUAAAGUCAGAAGGAUGGAGGGUGGUGGUGGUUGGGUGUGAGGGGGACCUGCUGGUUGACGGUCAGAAGGAGUUGGUGAAAUUAAUGGAGGUAAAGGGCGUGGAAAUGGUGGGACAUUUCGCCGCCGGAGGUUAUCACGGGAUGGAAGUGUUCGAUGUUUCAAGGGCCAAGGAUAUGUUCGUUAUCAUGACAGGUUUCCUCUUAUCAUCCAAGCCAGUCAUUUCUCCUACUUCUUUCCCAUAAUAAUUGUUGUAAUUUUAUUUUUGUUACUUAACUUUAAUUAUUUAUUAUAUUAUAAAAAAUUAUGGUUAUU